Messenger RNA from Hevea brasiliensis (rubber tree), 1712 nucleotides. RefSeq lists its product as uncharacterized. The transcript has 4 exons. Bases 19 to 1506 code for a protein of 495 amino acids. The record is from RefSeq and is a predicted model, not a curated record. NCBI's taxonomy places the organism in Eukaryota, Viridiplantae, Streptophyta, Magnoliopsida, Malpighiales, Euphorbiaceae.
AUCAGCUAUACAUCAAGAAUGGCUACCAAAAACAAAGUAAGCUUGAAGCUGUUGAUCGACAAGAGAUCGAAUAGAGUCCUUUUUGCAGAAGCUGGAAAAGAUUUUGUUGAUUUCCUCUUCACCCUUCUCUCUUUGCCUGUAGGUACAGUGAUUAGGCUGCUCAAAAAACCAGCAAUGGUUGGUUGCAUAGGAAAUCUUUACGAGAGCCUUGAAAACCUUAACGAAGCUUAUAUGCAACCAAAUCAAAGCAAGGACCUGCUUCUAAAACCCACUGUGCCAUUAACCCAGCUCGCACAUGUGCCUCUCUUGCUGCCUGGCACUCGUCCGCUAAAAACUGAGGCAGGACGAAAGUUGUAUGGUUGUUCUUAUUCUGGUAACCACCGGUGCGUUACUGAUCAGAGAGGUUCUCCUUGUAGUAACUGCAAAAAUUCAAUGACUUAUGAACUGCCGUUUAUUGGCACCAAUACAAAUAAUAAAUCAGCUAGUAAUACAGCAACUAGUAAUAGUGAGGGAGGUUUUGUGAAGGGCCUGGUUACAUACAUGGUGACUGAUGAUUUGUCAGUGUCACCAUUGUCAAUGAUCUCUGGUGUUGCUCUGCUGAACAAGUUUAGUGUAAAGGGUUUUGGUGCACUUAAGGAGAAAAUGGUUGAGUUUGGCAUUGAUGAGCCCUUAAUUGUGUUUCUUUGGCAGGGUGUGGAAUUGUUGAAGGCUUCUCUCCAGUCAAAAACAGCUCUUACUAAUAUCAGCUUUACAUCAAGAAUGGCUACCGAGAACAAAGUGAGCUUGAAGCUAUUGAUCGAUAAGAAGGCGAACAAAGUCCUUUUCGCAGAAGCUGGAAAAGAUUUUGUAGAUUUCCUCUUCACCCUUCUCUCUUUGCCUGUGGGUACUGUGAUUAGGCUGCUUAAACAACCAGCAAUGGUUGGCUGUAUAGGAAAUCUUUACGAGAGCCUUGAAAACCUUAAUGAAGCUUAUAUACAACCAAAUCAAAGCAAGGACUCGCUUCUAAAACCCACUGUGCCAUUAACCCAGCUCGCACAUGUGCCUCUCUUGCUGCCUGACACUCUUCCUCUAAAGCCUGAGGCAGGACGAAAGUUGUAUGGUUGUUCUAAAUAUAGUAACCACCGUUGCGUUACUGAUCAGAGAGGUUCUCCUUGUAGUGACUGCCAUUAUUCAAUGAAUUAUGAACUGACGUUUAUUGGCACCAAUACAAACAACACAUCAGCUAGUAAUACAGCAACUAGUAGUAGUGAGGGAGGUGUUGUGAAGGGCCUGGUUACAUACAUGGUGACUGAUGAUUUGUCAGUGUCACCAUUGUCAAUGAUCUCUGGUGUUGCUCUGCUGAACAAGUUCAGUGUUAUGGGUUUUGGUGCACUUAAGGAGAAAAUGGUUGAGUUUGGCAUUGAUGAGGGUGUGGAAUUGCUGAAGGCUUCUCUCCAGUCAAAAACAGCUCUUACUAGUGUCUUCCUUGCCAAGGAUGAGAUCAAGGAUGCUGCAGCACCAAAUUGAAACUGUGUUGGAUAUAUGAUCUAUUCUAAUGCUAAUCAACGCUGUUUUGAGGGAGGUGACAUUUAGCUAUUUACCAUUGUCAAAUGCCAUGCCGUCCUGUAUUGAUCUUGUUUUGAACUGCCUUGGUUGUUAGAUUUUCAUGAAUCUUACUGUUGCUAAUUUGCAUUUCCUUUUGCUAUUUACUUGCAUUGAGAUCAUAGAUAAAA